AUGACACUUUCGGUGGAUGCAUCGCUCUCUCUGGUUCAGGGGCCUACCUCGCCGCCUCUUAUUCUGAAGCCGCUUGGUUCUAUCAUUGAAGAACAAUCGAAAAAGUAUGGGGACCGCCCUGCGGUCAUUGUCCCCUGGCAGUCUACGCGGCUCACUUAUCGGGAGCUUGCAGACCGCAGCAAAGUCAUAGCCAAAGCAAUCCUUGAGGUUGGACUUCAUCACGGAGACCGUGUGGGAAUCAUUGCAGGGAAUUGCUAUCAGUACAUUGAGCUUUUCCUUGGGGCUGCUCGCAUUGGAUGCCCCUAUGUAGUUUUCAACAAUACGUACUCGCCCGACGAGUUGAAAAAUGCCGUGCUAGCCAGUGGCUGCAAACUCCUCUUGAUGUCACCUCAAAUAGGGACAAAAUCACUGUCGCCGCACCUAGAAAGUCUCUUGCGUCUUGAAAAAGGACAGUCUCCGAUCAAACAAAUUGUCUACCUGCAGAAAUUCGAACAAGCUCCUCAGGGGAGCAUGCUUGAAUCUUACAGCUUCUUCUUCAACCGCGGACAGUCAAUUUUCAUGAACGACUCCGUCUUGAGACGAGCAGCACGCAAGGUUCGCCCUUCGGAUGUACUCAACCUCCAGUUUACUUCCGGAACCACAGGUCGCCCGAAGGCCGCCACUCUCACUCAUAUCAACUUGGUGAAUGAUGCUCAAUUCGUGGGCGACGCCAUGCGUCUGACCGAGGCAGACGUUGUGUGCUGCCCCCCACCUCUGUUCCACUGCUUCGGGCUCAUCAUGGGCUUCCUUGCUUCCUUCUGCCACGGCAGUUCCAUCGUGUUUCCCUCUGAUAAUUUCAAUGCAGAGGCAACACUAUCCGCUGUGUUGAACGAGAAGGCGACGGCCCUCCUUGGAGUUCCAAGCAUGUUUCUUGCCGAGUUGGAGGCGCUCCAGCAGUCAGGCUCUCCAACCAACACCCUGCGGACAGGUCUCAUCGCAGGGUCUCCUGUGCCAGCCGCAUUGAUGACCGAUAUUCGCGAAAAGAUGCACGUCGAGGGCAUUCUCAUCGCUUAUGGGAUGACAGAGACCAGCCCAGUUACAUUUAUCACAUCCCUUGAGGAUGCUCAUGAGAAGAGAAAUGCGUCCGUGGGCAAGGCCCUUCCACAUACUGCGGCCAAAGUGGUAGAUGCUCAAGGAGCCAUUGUGCCGCGUGGAACUCGAGGAGAGCUAUGCACCAGUGGUUUCGCAUUGCAGAAGGGCUACUGGAAAGAUCAAGAAAAGACGAAGGAAGUGAUGAAGGUCGACGACAAUGGAGUGGUUUGGAUGCACACAGGCGACGAGGGCUUGAUCGACGCUGAUGGCUAUGCUCACAUCACAGGACGCAUCAAGGACUUGAUUAUUCGUGGUGGCGAAAACAUCUCUCCGACUGAGAUCGAAGAUCGAUUGCUCGGCCACCCCGCUAUUUCAGAGGCUUGUGUCGUUGGCCUCCAGGACAAAAGAUAUGGCGAGCUGAGUGAUUCGGAAGUUAAGGCCUGGGUUACGGAUAAGUUGGGACGGCACAAGGCCCCUGAGCAUGUGUUCUGGAUUGGUCACCCUGAUGUUGGAACCAGUCUGCCCAAGACUGGGAGUGGAAAGUAUCAAAAGCAUCUCAUACGAGAUUUGGGAGACGCGCUGCUCAACAAGUCGGCAAGGAAGGCAAAGUUGUAG
This is a messenger RNA of Colletotrichum scovillei, 1686 nucleotides long. Its product is annotated as 4-coumarate-CoA ligase. The transcript has 6 exons. Gene Ontology annotation, biological process: fatty acid metabolic process. Gene Ontology annotation, molecular function: medium-chain fatty acid-CoA ligase activity. The coding region runs from base 1 to 1686 and encodes 561 amino acids. NCBI's taxonomy places the organism in Eukaryota, Fungi, Ascomycota, Sordariomycetes, Glomerellales, Glomerellaceae. The record is from RefSeq and is a predicted model, not a curated record.